UCCCGGGCAGCGACCACUUAGUCGAGCCGUUUAGUCCAAUUUAGUUAGUCGAACAAGCGAACAAGAAAUCAAGGAAAAAUGUACUACAAUCAAGGCUACCAAAUGGAAGUGAUCGAUCCGUACUACCCGCCGGAGAUCAUCGAGGUGAUGCAGCCGCCGCCGCCCGUAGAGGUGAUAAUGCCCUCGCCAAUUUACACGCAGCCCGUGGUGGUGGUGGAGCAGCCCAACUACGGCCCGACUGCCACAGGACCCUCGCCUGGCGAAAUGGAGUGCUGCCUGAUGUUGGGCGCCUGCUGCGUCAUGGAGGAGUGCGGCAUGUGCGUCAUCUCCUAGAACCGCAAAUAAAUGGAAUAAAUACGAGUACAUAAAUAUGUGGAAUAAGAAGCCUGUAAAUUAAUUAAUAAAUCUAGACUGAAACCGAACGUGUCUCAGC
Molecule: messenger RNA, 433 nt
Organism: Drosophila obscura
Lineage: Eukaryota; Metazoa; Arthropoda; Insecta; Diptera; Drosophilidae
Exons: 1
Coding region: 79-333 (84 amino acids)
Source: RefSeq, a predicted model, not a curated record